UAACCGGACGGGCCCGCAGGGGCCGCAGGGGCCCCAGGGGCCGGGGAAGCCAGCCGGAGGACGCGCUCCCCGCCGCCCGGCGAGUCCCCUGGCUGGCCUAGAAGGGCUGGUGGUGGUGCGUGCGCGGGAGGGGAGAGACCUUAAGGCUCCGUGGCAGCUGCCGCCCUUCGUGCCUGCCAUUGUGUUGUUCCCUGGACGAGGAGGCCGGUCUACUUGGACAGUAGCGGGACUGAAGUGCAGGAAAGAAAAAUCGCCAUGUCUUCUUCCAGACUGGGGCUCCGUUUGGCUGCCUGUUUACUAAACAUUUCAGAAGCCAGAAGAAAACACAUUGUUGAGAACAUAGCAAAAGCAGCUCUUGGGAAAAAUGGACAGAAAUAUCCUGAAGUAUCAGUGCUCAACAUAUUUUCUGAUCAAGACUACAACCGAUCAGUCAUCACAAUUGCAGGAUCUAUUGAUAAGUUAGGCAAUUCUGUCCUGGCUGCCUGCGUGGAGGCCUUCCAGUCUAUUGAUAUGGGGAUUCAAGAGGGGAUCCACCCUUGCCUGGGAGCAGUGGACCUGGUUCCCAUCUACCCCCUCUGUGGUGUCGGAGUGGAGGAGUGUGGCGCUGUGGCCAGACGCCUGGCUCAAAAUCUGGUCCUGCAUGUUCCCGGCAGCAGUGUGUUUCUUUUCGGUGAAGCUGACCUUCCUGGGAAGCGCAGCCUUGUCCAGAGAAGAAAGCAACUGGGUUGGUUCACCAGGAGGGAUUUCAGUGCACUUGAACCUGACCUGGGAGCUGCACCUGACCGAAGAUGUGGUUUAACAGGCAUUGGUGCCAGCCCAUACGUGAUGAACUGCAACGUUACCAUAGAUUCUCAAGACUUGGCUUUGGGGAAGGAGAUCGCUAGUGCCAUUCGGGGCUCGAAUGUGAAUGGAUUGAAGGGAGUCCAAGUGAUGGCUUUUCCCCAUGAAGGGAAGAUUGAGAUAGCUUGCAAUGUAGAGAGUUUUGAAGACCAAGAAGUUACAGAAAACUGGGAAGACUCUCAAUACAUCACUUAUGGUGUCCUUGGUAAUCAUUUUUCUUACAUAUCUCCUCAUUACAUAGAAGCCCAAGUUAAAAAGUUGGCGAAUGAUAGGGGAAUUGGUACUCUAGGGAGGGCACUAAUUGGAUUUACACCCCAAGAAUGCAAGAACUGUGCUGAAUAUGCUAUAAAGGAAAAUAUUGGGGAAUUCUGGAAGAUACGGGGAGGUGUGUUCAUGUGAUUUGAUGUAAGUCUUCAUUAAAAUUUUAAGGAAAACUACCAAUCAUUAUAGUCUUCUUUGGGCCAAUGAAGAUGAGGGGUAGAUAGAGAGAGCUUAAUUGUAACUCUGUGUUGGAAAAUUAGAAGCAUUUUCUGUUCAAGUAUUUAUAGAUUGUUCAUAAUCACCUUUAAUAUUUCUAGUCAUCAUUACAGCUGCAUUAACUUUCUGCCUCCUGUGUACUCAGAUGCCUCCUGAAUCAACAGGGUUUAAUGGCCACAUUUGCUGAGCCACCUUUAAUUAUUGUGGAGAGAGCAAAACUGAACUUGAUUUGUUUUCCUACACUCUUUAGUCUCAAGUUUUGUAUUCAGCUCAUACUUUCUGAGUAAUUACUUUUUUAAAUGUGUGCUUUAAAAUGUCAAACACUAAGUGGUUAAAAAGUGGGGGAAAUUGUAAAAUAAAAUUCCGCUUUCAAAGCAUGAUUGCUUAGGAUGACCAAUUACUGUUCAUUCUGGACAUAACUCUAAAAGCCAGAUUUAUCUAGUUCUUUACUGCAUGGAAGGGAAAUGGUAUGGUGACAUUGGACAUGGCUUCAGUGAAUUGCGUUCAUCCUUUUUGGAAUUUAAAUGGGAAAUCUGAAUGGGGAUAUGUUGCUUUUGAGCAGAGAAAAAUAGCAGUGGAAGUCUGUGGGUGCCUUGUUGAUGGGUGUGUUGUAGGGUGUACAGUUGAAGAGGUGUGAUCUCC
Condylura cristata (star-nosed mole) is the source of this 1959-nucleotide messenger RNA. RefSeq names its product formimidoyltransferase-cyclodeaminase-like. Bases 256 to 1239 code for a protein of 327 amino acids. Gene Ontology annotation, molecular function: transferase activity; folic acid binding. The record is from RefSeq and is a predicted model, not a curated record. The transcript has 6 exons. Lineage: Eukaryota; Metazoa; Chordata; Mammalia; Eulipotyphla; Talpidae.